Molecule: messenger RNA, 2160 nt
Organism: Acanthochromis polyacanthus (spiny chromis)
Lineage: Eukaryota; Metazoa; Chordata; Actinopteri; Pomacentridae
Product: protein wntless homolog
Biological process (GO): Wnt protein secretion; intracellular protein transport; Wnt signaling pathway
Cellular component (GO): endomembrane system; organelle membrane
Molecular function (GO): Wnt-protein binding
Source: RefSeq, a predicted model, not a curated record
CUCGUCAUUUUCCCUCCGAUUAUCUUUUAGAAAUGGCAGGAGCAAUCAUAGAGAACAUGAGUAAAAAAUUGGUUGUAUUUGGUUUCUUUAUUCUUAUUAUCCAAGUUUUUUCCAUCUUGGUUGGAGCAUUGAUUGCUCCCAGUCCCACCAGUGCCAUCCGCUAUUUGGCCACCAAAUGCAUUAACCGCCACAGGACACGUGUCUGGCUCAUGCCGUGGGGUUCCAACCGGUGCCAGCAGGUCCACAGUUUUGACGAACCUUUGGCAAAAAUGCUGGAUGCGAAUGACAUUGUUUUUGCUGUGCAUGUACCUCUACCCAACAAGGAGAUGAGCCCCUGGUUUCAGUACAUGCUGGCUGUUCUGCAGUUUGACAUUGCCUUCAAAAUGAUCAAUCAGAUCAAGGAUGAUGUCAUCGUCACUAUUGAUGCUCGUCUGGCAUACAGGGAUGAUUUGAAGUCCGAGUGGACCACAAAGUUUCACUCAGUGGAGCAAAGGCCGCUCAAGUGCACAUUUGCAGUCCCAAAGACAUAUGAAAAUGAAGGCCGCUUUUAUCACUGUGACCCCGUACCAUUAAUGGAAAUGGGAAAUGUGGCGCACAAAUAUUUUUUAGUCAACCUGCGUUUGCCGGUGAACGACACAAUAAAUGAUGGCAUUGGAGAAAUAAAAGACAUCCAUAUAGUGGGCAUCCACCAGAACGGAGGCUUCACUAAAGUGUGGAUGAGCAUGAAAACGGUGUUCACUCCCUGGAUAUUUGUGGCAACAGCCUGGUAUUGGCACAGGAUUAGCAUCAUGGCAAGACCCCCAGUCCUUUUAGAAAAGGUGAUUUUUGCUCUGGGCAUCUCAAUGACCUUCCUGAACGUGCCGGUGGAGUGGCUGUCUCUGGGGUUUGAGUGGACAUGGAUGCUGCUGUUUGAAGACGCCCAGCAGGGAGUGUUCUAUUCCGCACUCUUCUGUUUCUGGAUCAUCUUCUGUGGUGAACACCUCAUGGACCAAAGUCAGAGGAACAGGCUCUUGGCGUACUGGUGGCAAGUUGGACUUGUGGUGUUUGGCUCAUGUGUUCUCCUCAUAUUUGACCUGAGUGAAAGGGGGGUUCAUUUGAGCAAUCCUUUCUACAGUGUGUGGGGAUCAGACUUUGGGACAAAUGUUGCAUUGACCUUCAUUAUUGUGGCAGCUAUUUCGGUUUGUCUUUAUUUCUUCUCGCUGUGUCGCAUGGUGUGCUGUGUGUUCAGGAAUAUUGGUGGGAAAGUGCAGCAACUCCCUGCAAUGCCAGAGGCGAGGAGGCUUCGCUACAAGGGUAUAAUCUUCCGGUUUAAGUUUUUAAUGCUAGUAACUCUCGCAUGUGCAGCUAUGACAGUCAUCUUCUUCAUCCUUAAUCAGAUCAGUGAAGGUCACUGGCACUGGGGAGACUGCACUCUCCAAGUCCACAGUGCUUUUCUCACAGGGAUCUACGGCAUGUGGAACCUGUAUGUCUUCACCAUCAUCUUCCUCUAUGCUCCCUCACACAAGCACAACAGAAACAAGUCGAGAGACAGUCAGCACACAGAAUGCAUUACAGAUAUGACAGAGAAGCCGGAAAGCCAAGAAACACAGCUGACAUGUGGAGAGCAGGGACCAACGGAGGCCUACAGGAUCACCGGGAAGAUGGCUGAGGAUUAACUGAAGAUUAAAAAACAUUUAUUUUUUAUUUAUUCCUGAAUGUUUUUCCUGUGUUGUCCAUUCUAUAUACUGUUAAAGUUAAUGUACAUUAUUGUCACUUUUAAAUAGCAGAAAUGAACACAGUGGGGAAAAUAAGAGCUACAGGAAGAUGCAGUGUGAGGGAAUAUGAAGUUUGUUAAUAGGUUCAGAAAUAUGAAACUUGGUAUAAUUGGCUGUGUGCUCUGGGUCAUUAUCUUGCUGUCAAACAAAUCUUCUCCUCAAGUUGCAGUUCUCUUGCAGACUUCAUCAGCUUAUCUUCCAAGAUUUCCCUGUACUUUACCGGAUCAAUUUUCCCUUCUAUCUUUACAAGCCUCAAUGGGCAUGCUUUCAAGAAGCGCUGCAACAUCAUGAUGGUGCCACCACCAUGCUUCAUGGUGGAGAUGAUGUGUUUGUGAUGAUGUGCAGUGUUUGGUAUCUGUCUCACUUGGUAUAUAUACAGUUAAUGAAAAUAAAUGAUUAGACUAGA